Messenger RNA from Vicia faba (fava bean), 1398 nucleotides. The record is from the annotation of a GenBank genome assembly. Lineage: Eukaryota; Viridiplantae; Streptophyta; Magnoliopsida; Fabales; Fabaceae.
AUGGCGACUAUAGAAGAAUUACCUUUUUCCAUUCCUCAGCCUUUUUCCAAGGAUAAAGUGUUUCCUUCAACAGAUGAUAUGAUGGAAAAGGGUUUGGGAAGAUUUGGUUGGUUAGAAUUUGUGCAGUGCAUUCUUGUUUCAUUUGCAAUGUUCUUUGAUGCACAACAAGCGUUCAUAGCGAUCUACACUGACGAUUACCCGACUUGGCAUUGCACGAAUUCAACCAUGUGUAACUCAGAUUCUAAUAUCUGUAAUAUCCCUAAAUCUUCAUGGUCAUGGGAUGGACCAUCACACAAAACAGUUAUAUCUCAAUGGAAUCUUGAAUGUGCUAGUAGCUUCCUAACAGGUUUACCGCAGUCUUCCUUCUUUAUUGGCUGCCUUUUCGGUUCGUUUCUUCUUGCAACAUUAGCAGAUACUUCACUUGGGAGAAAGAACACACUUGUUAUGUCUUGUUUAUCCAUGUCUAUAGUUUCGAUUCUGGUAGUUUUCUCUCCCAAUAUUUGGAUUUACGCUGCUUUUAAAUUCGUGAUUGGCUUUAUGCGUUCGUCAAUUGGAACUUGUGUUUUAGUUUUGCUCACAGAGAAAGUCAGUACUGAGUGGAGGUUCACUGUUGGUAUUGUCGAAUAUCUCUGCUUUACAUUUGGGUGGCUUCUAAUGCAAGGAAGACGUCAAGAAGCUAUGGCAAUGCUUACAGGAGUUUCUUCAUUAGAGAAUGAUAAUGAUUUGACAGUAGGUUUAAUAGAAACUCCUGAGAAUAAACCAAAGGCUUCGGUUUUCCAACUUUACUCAUCGAUAGCGGAGUUGUUUGGGAGAGGUUGGGCUUUAAAGAGAAUGGUGGCGGUAAUGGUGCUUGGUAUUGGAACUGGAAUGGUAUAUUUUGGUAUGCCAUUAGCAGUUGGGAACUUAGGAUUUGAUAUUUACUUGGCUGUUGUGUUUAGUGGCUUGAUGGAAAUACCAUCUUGUGUGGCUACCUAUUUCUUGGAGAAUCGCCAAAGAAAACCGUCAAUUCUUGUAUUCUCAAUAGCUAGUGGCGUAUGCUGUAUAAUGUGUGUUGUUGUUGGAUCAGAAAUACAAGAAAUUAGAGUCGGAUUAGCCAUGGCAUCGUUUUUCAGUGCUUGCAUAGCUUAUAAUGUACUUCUCAUUUACAUUAUCGAGUUAUUUCCAACAAGUGUGAGGAACACUACAACAUCAUUGGUGAGACAAGCUAUUGUUUUUGGUAACGUUUUCACCCCCUUUUUGAUAUCUGCUGGGAGGAAAAAUGACAUUUACUCUUACGGCGUGUUUGGAGUAGUUGUCAUGUUGUCGUGUUUUACGUUGCUUGUUUUGCCUGAGACAAGAGGAUUAGCUCUUUGUGAUACCAUGGAUCAACAAGAGAAGAAAGAUAAUAUGUCGGUAUGA